CUCCCGCCAGCUCCGCGCGCCGUGUGACUCUCCCCGGCGCCCGCGCCCCUGCGAGCGCAGGUUCCCCCGCUCCGCACCCCGAACCCGCCGCCCUCCACGCCAGUUCCCUGCAGCCGAGCCAGCACCCCUAGCAGCCGCCCAGGGCGACGCGUCCCCGAGGUCGCCGGUCAGUCCCGUCCGUCCGUCCAUCGCGCCCGCGAGCGGUGCCAUGCCAUUCCUCGGACAGGACUGGCGGUCCCCCGGGCAGAACUGGGUGAAGACGGCCGAUGGCUGGAAGCGCUUCCUGGAUGAGAAGAGCGGCAGCUUCGUGAGCGACCUCAGCAGUUACUGCAACAAGGAAGUGUACAAUAAGGAGAAUCUUUUCAACAGCCUGAACUAUGAUGUGGCAGCCAAGAAGAGAAAGAAGGACAUGAUGAACAGCAAAACCAAAACUCAGUAUUUCCACCAAGAAAAAUGGAUCUAUGUUCACAAAGGAAGUACUAAAGAGCGCCAUGGAUAUUGCACUUUGGGGGAAGCAUUCAACAGGCUGGACUUCUCAACUGCCAUUCUAGAUUCCAGAAGGUUUAACUACGUUGUACGGCUGUUGGAACUGAUAGCAAAGUCACAGCUUACAUCCUUGAGUGGCAUUGCCCAAAAGAACUUCAUGAACAUUUUGGAAAAAGUGGUACUGAAAGUCCUUGAAGACCAGCAAAACAUUAGACUAAUAAGGGAAUUACUCCAGACCCUCUACACAUCCUUAUGUACACUAGUUCAGAGAGUCGGCAAGUCUGUACUGGUCGGGAACAUCAACAUGUGGGUGUACCGAAUGGAGACGAUUCUACACUGGCAGCAGCAGCUGAACAACAUCCAAAUUACCAGGCCUGCCUUCAAAGGCCUCACCUUCACUGACCUGCCUCUGUGCUUACAACUCAACAUCAUGCAGAGGCUGAGCGAUGGGCGGGACCUGGUCAGCCUGGGCCAGGUGGCCCCCGACCUGCAUGUGCUCAGCGAGGACCGUCUCCUGUGGAAGAGGCUCUGUCAGUACCACUUCUCAGAGCGCCAGCCCAGGGAAGGGUAUCAUUAUGCUCACGUGAAACAGAUGAAGAGACUAAGCCCACAAUGGCUGUGUCAUAUCCAAAUUAGUAAAGUGCCUCUCCAGAUCCGCAAGCGAUUGAUUUUGUCAGACAAAGGCCAGCUGGAUUGGAAGAAAAUGUAUUUUAAACUUGUGCGAUGUUACCCACGGAGAGAACAGUAUGGAGACACCCUUCAGCUUUGCAAACAUUGUCACAUUCUUUCUUGGAAGGGCACUGACCACCCGUGCACAGCCAAUAACCCGCAGAGCUGCUCCGUUUCACUUUCACCCCAGGACUUUAUCAACUUAUUCAAGUUCUGAAUCCCAGCACAUGACACCACUUUGGAAGGGUUCCCCUGCUGAUUGGAUGGCUGGGAAUACAGAGUUUGGACACUUCAUUUGUAAAUAGUGUACAUUUUAAACAUUGGCUCGAAACUUCUAAGAUAAGUCAUUGAGAGGACAUUGGAGGGGAAAGAUACAGGUCCUAGCUGGGAAUUUAAGAAUAUGGACUUCUCAUUAGAAUUGGUAUGGAAAAACAGAAAUACUGUAAAUAAACUUUUUUCCUAAUGAUUUGUCAGCAAGACUAUAGAGGCAGGAAUUCUGUUGCAUCAGUGAAAAUUGAAUUCUUUUGAUGUUCAUUGAAACUCCUUUAUAGUUCCCCAGAGAUGUGGAAGAAAAUGGCAAAAUUCACAUACAAGAUAGAACACUCUUUGUUUACAAUGUGUAAAUUUGUUUUAAAGAAGAAAAAUACAUAUGAGAAAUCCCUGGGCUUUGGUUUUGAUUUGGGGUUUGUUUUGAAAAGGCAAAGGAAGCGUCACCCAGCUUAAACACGCCUGGGCAGGGCCUCAUCUGGCGAAGAUAUCACACAAUAGUCUACCUCGGAAAGCCUGCAGUGCUCUCUUUGACAAAGUGCGUUGUCCACUAGGCAGUGUCUGUUUUUCUUGUCUUUUCAUCAUAUAAAAAGUGAUUUAAAAUAGAAAGGGGUUUGGAAAGCAAUCCUAAUGUUUCAGAUUUCCUUUUUAGGUGCCUAGGGCACCCUUCGGAGUCGCCUGUUUUCUAGAACAACCCAAAAACACAUACGCCUCUUUUCCUUUUAUGUUGUAGCUCGUUCAGGGCAACAUAAGGCCAAUUAAAAACAGUCCCAGAGGAAGGCCUGCCACAGAAAAGAGAGAAUUAGUCACCCAAUAGCUGUGAAGAGUCAUUCCUGUUUAACUUUUUGGCUUGUCUGGGCUUCUCGGAGUAGCUUCAUGGAUAAGCUAUCUCUGUGGACUGGUUGGAGCCAGAGUGCUGAUAAAGGCUUGUAAAACAGGUUUUACGUAUCAGCUAAACAGUUUACCGUCUGCUGUUCCUCUUGGCGGGUGAUGAGCUGAGGAGCUUUCUUUUCUUUAUGUCCAACAUCAAAAUUCAGUCAACCUUGCAGGGGUGAUGAAAUAAGACCUGGAGUUCCAGCCAAAUAGGGAACAGAGGUCCUGUGAGUUCAUCCUAAACAUGCUCCAUACCCCAGGGGAUCUUGCUAGGCAAAUAUCAGCAGGUAAUUACAUGGAAGUAAGGAAACCUCAGGACUUAAUGAGCUUAUUGUCAAAUAUUCCUGGGAGUGGUGGUGGUGGGGCUGGGGUGGGGGUAUAUGUUUUUGUUUUUUACUUGUUAUAGAAUUUUGCUUUUCUACAAUGUACAUAUUUUUGAAGUUGUAUUUGCUUUGCCCUUUCUUUUUUUUUUCAAAUGACAUUGUCAUCCUGCAUGCCCUUGGUAAAUAUGUGAGCCUGAAAUAGAAACUUGAUUCACAUACAUGUUAAGAAACAGUAUAUUCUUAGGGGUUGAAUCUUGGGGUGCCCUGAAGAGGAGAAAGAUGGUUAAGCAUGUACAGGAACAAUCCAGAGGACCAGCCAGGGCCUCUUCAUGCCUGUACCUGAUAACACAACCUAAAUAACCAGCAUUCUGAGCAGAAGCCAACCACCAGUCAGUGCUCCUCACUCUGCAAUGUUUGUACCUGCACCAGGGUUCUUUAAUAUUUAUUUUCAUAUUACUCCUCUAAGAAGAAAAAAUUAAAUUGAAUUUAAAUUCUCUCUAAUGAAAAAAAGUAAAGAAUAUUACUGGGUAAGGUUGAGCUUUGGAGGGCCACAAACCACUGUAAUAUCUAAGGGGUUUUGCUACUCCCCCCUACCCCCCUGCACCCCCACUCCAAGUAAAGUCACAUUGAGCCUGCAGGACCUUGGUUGCCAAAUAAGAAGCUAGUUCUUCCAUAAUUCAGAUAGGUUCUCUCAGAUGUCUCAGCUUCCUUAAAGAUGUGGGAUGGAGCUGGUUUUAUUUUGCUUGAAAGCUCUGGAAACUGACAUUUUUAGGUUUAAGCAUUUAUGGUCAUCACAUCUCCCCACCAACUCAUAACCUCUGCCCCUUUGCGCUGAUCGAGUUGGUGGGAAGUCCUCAGUACCUGCAGUUUGUGGUCCCAGGAAUGUUGCCUUCUUUGGACUCUCAGCACAAAACUGGCAAACCUGUCUCAUCUGGACUGUCUGCAAUGCUCUGAGUGCACAUCUUACUAUACCAUGCAGCAGGUGUAGCUGGGCCAGAUGACCCCUACCACAAAUGACAGGCUUAAUUUUUGAAAUGUUUACCUAGGUGGUGCCCCUGGGCUCUCCCCGUCUCAUUUGGCAUUUCUGGAGGUGGUCUGUGACUGAGUCAAGGACAUCCUUUAAGAAAAAAAGAAACACUUGUGGUUCUUCUCCAUUGGAAGAGAAGAAAAAGGAAGGAAAUGGCAGGUGGAGAGGGAGAGAGAAAGGAAUAGAAAUGGCAAAUCUUUGAUGGCUGUGGUUUGUGUGAGAGCAAGGGGGAAGAGCGUGGAGGGUGUAGAGCAUCUGUGCAGGCACUGCAUGGUAGCAGUUAAGCAUGGCUAGAGCCUCACAUACAAGUAAAGUGAGUUGAAAAGAAAAUUCUUGUUCCCUGGGCACUCAUCAUCUGUAGAAUUUCUACUAGCAAACCCUCCCAGGACAAGCUUAAAAAAAAAGUGAAGAAUCCCUGUCUCACAACCGUUGGUCUAAAAGCCAGAAGGGACAUGACAAUGGAAGUUGCUGGGAGAGACAGAAUGCUCUACUCUCUUUGAUCUACUUUUCUACCCUCACACCAACCCUGUAAUGUAGAAUUUAAAAUUGACAUCAAAUAUAAAGUAAUUUGGACCUCAAGGGAAGGAAAGAGGACAGUGUGAGCAAGGAUAUUAUGAUUUGGUCCAACUUAUAGGUUUCUGAGCAAGGAGCCUGGAGUCUCUUGAGAGUAGGCAUUUGGGGAAAGGGGAAUAUGUGAAGUUUAGGAGUGCUCACUUUAUUGCAAUAUCCAGAAAAGAAGUCGAAUGACAUCUUAAACUAGAUUGCAAUAUUACUCAACAUUGUUACUUUGAGUGGAUGGAUCAGUCACAUGGGACAAGUGAGAGAAAACUCCCAGGUAAAAACAUACCCAGAGUGUCAGCUGUGAGAUGACAUCUGUUUAGUGAUGAUCAAUCUUACAUUGAAGGGCUCAGAUAUUUUAGACAGGGUGGGUUUACAAAACUCUCAGUGCAAAAGCGGGGUUUAUUUGGUAACAGCAAGGUAAAGUUAUGAGCAUGUUAUUGCCACAGUUUCCAUUUUUGUGGUUUCAAAAACUUUUUCAUGAAGAACUUGGAAUUAGCAGAGGCUCCUUGUUUCUGUUGUUUUUAUGUGGGAGAAGAGAAAGAGCUUAGAAUUGUAUUUUUCCAAGCAAGUACUGUGAUUUAUAAGAAGGUCAAUCAUUACAAGACAUGUUCAACAGUGUAUCAUUCUUAGUGUUCAAUACAAUGUUUAUCAUAAGACAUGCACCUGAGUUUAUAUUUUUCUGCCAGGCUUUCAGACAAUAAUGUCCUGCUAUGCAAACUCUCUAUUUUAUGUGUGCAUUUUUUAAACUGUAAUUUUAUGGGUGAAUUUUUUUAACUAACUAUAUCAUCAUUUUCUAUGUUGACUUUUUUUUUUUUAAUCUGUUUCCAACUGUCUGAGUCUGUGAACCAUCCCUUCUGACUGGAUGCUGGCCUAAAAUCCUAUUAGUGUUUAAACAGACCUCAGAAACACCCUGAACCUGUAGGCAAAUUCAGAGACAUGGCUCUUUGAUAUAUCUUGGGCCCUUGAUGUCUUCAAUAAACAAGGUCGUAAUUCCUUUAAACUCAGUGUUUUCUGUAGACGCUUUCUUCUCUGUUUUGUUAAGGACAAUAAACCCUCUAUGGUUUUCCAAGGGAAGGAAACUCCUACCCCAGACUCUAGCAUUGGAAGGGAGGUUAGAGAUGGUGGAGUCUGGCACUCUGCCAGCCUUUCAAGAUGAAGUAAGGGGUCUAGAAUAUUCAGGAGUCAUGCCUCAGCCCACCAGAUACUUGGUGGUGGACCUGCGUAUAAACCUGGGGUUUUCUGAGGCCUUGACUUUGUGUCCCCUGCCCCAGUACCUUUUGCUGUGGCUGGAAACAUAAUGACACCCCAUGUGAUUCUUCUCAAGAUCUUCACUGUGGAAGGCAAGCGCACGGGUCCACUGUUAGGCAUCUGGCCAUUAACUUUUCCAAAUAUUUUAAGUCCCUGAUUCUUCCUGGAGAAGUUAAGGAGCCACUUAACAUUUUUAUAAACCUCUGAUGCUGUUGUGAGCACAACAUUCUAGUGCAUACAAUCUUCUCUUCCUAAAACAAGUGGGGUAUUUUGACAAAUUCAUUUUUCCCUGGGUACUUAUAACUUAAUUAUAAAGGGGACCCUAAAGACAGAUAGCAGCUGAGGAGUCAGCUUGCUUUCUAGAAACUGAGGUUCUGAUGGUAACCAAGCAGGAAUCAUUUCCUCUCCCCUUAGACUAAGAGGUACAUUUAGUCCAUCCUGUCCAUUUCCCCAUUCUCGGAUACCUGCUGUGAAAUCUGGUGAGCUUCUAUCCCAGUGGAAGUUCACAUUCUGCUAAGCCUCAUCUUCAUCAAGCAGAGGGGAAUUAUUCCAAGAGGCAGCAAAGAGAAGGGACCACAAAUAUUUGUGACUUUGUCUACUGGACAUUUUUUCAAAGUGUCGUUGAACUCACUCAGCAAACAAAACUUCCGGAAAAGUUUCCCAAAACUUAGGCCCUUCUCCAUUUGUCCAAAAAUGGAUGGCUGCUCUAAAAUUCUGAACUUCUUGAAACUCCAUUUGCUACAGCAUUAAUUCUGAAGUUUGAACAUGACUUUUUCUGUCUUUGAGUACAGAAAUGUUUGUUUAAUUAAUGAUGAACAGGUAGGUCUGUUAAACAGAAGGCUCCAAGCAGUGCUCUGCACUUGAGAGCUCUUGGCACCAUCUUUACCAAGUGCCAAUUACCCCAGCCAAAGGGGAUGUAUAUAAAGUCCAUGUCCUAAGCUUAGAAGCUUUGCUUUUUUAAUGAAAAAUACUAUAGGGGGUUGAACAUUGUAACUAAAAAUAUAAGGUUAGACCAAUUACAUGCAAAGAUGUUUAUUUACUAUUGUGUGAGCUGAGUCCAUCUGUAUAAAUUAUUGGCACACUUUUCUUGCAUGAUGAACUGAUUUUUUUAUAGCUGUUUGUACCAGACAGUGGCAUAUUUUUGUAAAAAUUUUUGACACUUAAUUGUAAUAAAUGUUUCUCCAACAACACA
Manis javanica (Malayan pangolin) is the source of this 6646-nucleotide messenger RNA. RefSeq names its product F-box protein 32 (gene FBXO32). Lineage: Eukaryota; Metazoa; Chordata; Mammalia; Pholidota; Manidae. The record is from RefSeq and is a predicted model, not a curated record. Gene Ontology annotation, biological process: protein ubiquitination. Gene Ontology annotation, cellular component: nucleus; SCF ubiquitin ligase complex; cytoplasm. Gene Ontology annotation, molecular function: protein binding.